AUGUUUCGAGUUUUUCUGUUAUAUUCGUUCGUUUUCUGUCUUAAUGGAAAUGAAAACGUCCGAAUCGAUCAAGUAUUUAAGGACACUUUGGAUUGCAAGAUUAAAUCUAACAAAACUGUAGGACUAACGGUAUCAGUUGUCAAAUCUGACAAAGUUCUGUUCGUUGGAGGAUAUGGCUUUGUGGAUAUAGAAAAGAAGACUCCUGUGACAGGAGAUACACUUUUUCAAAUAGCAUCACUGUCAAAAGCAUUUGCAAGUGUUCUGCUAGCAAAGCUUAUAGAGGAGGAAACAAACUAUACCUUGGAUACAAGACUAAAGAAAAUUCUACAUGGAAAGAAGAUUUUCUACGACAGUUUAAGAUCCGACUACGUCACACUACGAGAUUUACUUUCCCACAAAACAGGUAUCCCGAAACAUAAUGAGAUGAGAUUUGACACUGAUCUUACCCGGAAAAAUGUAGUAGAUCGACUUAAAUAUCUGAAACCAGAGGGUAUAUUUAGAGGUAGUUACAUGUAUAAUAAUUUGAUGUAUGGAGUUGUCACCUACCUUGCUGAACUCAUAGGCAAUGAUUCAUGGAUUAAGACUCCUGUGACAGGAGAUACACUUUUUCAAAUAGCAUCACUGUCAAAAGCAUUUGCAAGUGUUCUGCUAGCAAAGCUUAUAGAGGAGGAAACAAACUAUACCUUGGAUACAAGACUAAAGAAAAUUCUACAUGGAAAGAAGAUUUUCUACGACAGUUUAAGAUCCGACUACGUCACACUACGAGAUUUACUUUCCCACAAAACAGGUAUCCCGAAACAUAAUGAGAUGAGAUUUGACACUGAUCUUACCCGGAAAAAUGUAGUAGAUCGACUUAAAUAUCUGAAACCAGAGGGUAUAUUUAGAGGUAGUUACAUGUAUAAUAAUUUGAUGUAUGGAGUUGUCACCUACCUUGCUGAACUCAUAGGCAAUGAUUCAUGGAUUAAGACUCCUGUGACAGGAGAUACACUUUUUCAAAUAGCAUCACUGUCAAAAGCAUUUGCAAGUGUUCUGCUAGCAAAGCUUAUAGAGGAGGAAACAAACUAUACCUUGGAUACAAGACUAAAGAAAAUUCUACAUGGAAAGAAGAUUUUCUACGACAGUUUAAGAUCCGACUACGUCACACUACGAGAUUUACUUUCCCACAAAACAGGUAUCCCGAAACAUAAUGAGAUGAGAUUUGACACUGAUCUUACCCGGAAAAAUGUAGUAGAUCGACUUAAAUAUCUGAAACCAGAGGGUAUAUUUAGAGGUAGUUACAUGUAUAAUAAUUUGAUGUAUGGAGUUGUCACCUACCUUGCUGAACUCAUAGGCAAUGAUUCAUGGAUUAAGACUCCUGUGACAGGAGAUACACUUUUUCAAAUAGCAUCACUGUCAAAAGCAUUUGCAAGUGUUCUGCUAGCAAAGCUUAUAGAGGAGGAAACAAACUAUACCUUGGAUACAAGACUAAAGAAAAUUCUACAUGGAAAGAAGAUUUUCUACGACAGUUUAAGAUCCGACUACGUCACACUACGAGAUUUACUUUCCCACAAAACAGGUAUCCCGAAACAUAAUGAGAUGAGAUUUGACACUGAUCUUACCCGGAAAAAUGUAGUAGAUCGACUUAAAUAUCUGAAACCAGAGGGUAUAUUUAGAGGUAGUUACAUGUAUAAUAAUUUGAUGUAUGGAGUUGUCACCUACCUUGCUGAACUCAUAGGCAAUGAUUCAUGGAUUGCAAGAUUAAAUCUAACAAAACUCUAUACCUUGGAUACAAGACUAAAGAAAAUUCUACAUGGAAAGAAGAUUUUCUACGACAGUUUAAGAUCCGACUACGUCACACUACGAGAUUUACUUUCCCACAAAACAGGUAUCCCGAAACAUAAUGAGAUGAGAUUUGACACUGAUCUUACCCGGAAAAAUGUAGUAGAUCGACUUAAAUAUCUGAAACCAGAGGGUAUAUUUAGAGGUAGUUACAUGUAUAAUAAUUUGAUGUAUGGAGUUGUCACCUACCUUGCUGAACUCAUAGGCAAUGAUUCAUGGGAGAAUUUAGUAACAAAGCACAUAUUUGAAUCUUUAGGAAUGAAUACAUCAACAUUUGCUACAACAGCAGACCUAGGAAAGAUAUCGCUGGCCAAAGGAUACGUGGAAUAUUACGGUGAUCUCCAUCCGGUCGAAUACAACUUCACAAGGCAAGUAUUAUUAUGUAUUUAUAAAAUUUGA
Messenger RNA from Mytilus trossulus (common blue mussel), 2217 nucleotides. RefSeq lists its product as uncharacterized. Bases 1 to 2217 code for a protein of 738 amino acids. NCBI's taxonomy places the organism in Eukaryota, Metazoa, Mollusca, Bivalvia, Mytilida, Mytilidae. The record is from RefSeq and is a predicted model, not a curated record. The transcript has 14 exons.